Drosophila miranda is the source of this 3560-nucleotide messenger RNA. RefSeq lists its product as uncharacterized. The transcript is spliced from 12 exons. Lineage: Eukaryota; Metazoa; Arthropoda; Insecta; Diptera; Drosophilidae. Gene Ontology annotation, biological process: microtubule-based movement. Gene Ontology annotation, cellular component: cytoplasmic dynein complex; cytoplasm; centrosome. Gene Ontology annotation, molecular function: dynein intermediate chain binding. Bases 334 to 3411 code for a protein of 1025 amino acids. The record is from RefSeq and is a predicted model, not a curated record.
CAAUGGUUUUAUUUGUGACGAAAGUCAGUGCCAAACGAUGGGCUGAUGGAGUAGAUGGAGUGUGUGCCUAAUCACUUUUUAUAGUGUUAAAUUAUACCAAUAAAGAUGAUGUAGCAAGCUUAGCGAUAGUUGAUUCAAACAAGUAAAUUUAUUAUUUUUGAGCUACCAGCUGAUCUCAAAGCGUAGAGCUCUGAGAUACACUACACACAAUGCAGGCAGCCGAAACUGAGGUUUGCACAUACCUAUCUAUCAAAUCCCAAGCGUACCAAGAGUUAUAUUGAUGAGGUAUACCGACUUUUAGAGGAAAAGCCAGGGGUUGAAGAAAUAUUAAUCAUGAAUCGUUCCGGUGUGCCGAUCAAAACGUCAAUGGAACGCCAAGACGCACUUCAACAUGCCUGUCUUUAUGAGAAUUCGCGUGAAAAGUGUCAGGCAUUUCUAUCAAAAAUGGAGCCACCACAGCUCCUGACCAUGCUGCGAGUCCGUACCAGAUUCCACGAGGUCCUGCUAACACCUGAUGGCAAGAUAACCGUUUUGGUAGUGCAAAAUCCAAAGGAUACACAUCUUAAGCCCAAGCGUACCAAGAGUUAUAUUGAUGAGGUAUACCGACUUUUAGAGGAAAAGCCAGGGGUUGAAGAAAUAUUAAUCAUGAAUCGUUCCGGUGUGCCGAUCAAAACGUCAAUGGAACGCCAAGACGCACUUCAACAUGCCUGUCUUUAUGAGAAUUCGCGUGAAAAGUGUCAGGCAUUUCUAUCAAAAAUGGAGCCACCACAGCUCCUGACCAUUUUGCGAGUCCGUACCAGAUUCCACGAGGUUCUGCUAACACCUGUUGGCAAGAUAACCGUUUUGGUAGUGCAAAAUCCAAAGGAUACACAUCUUAAGCCCAAGCGUACCAAGAGUUAUAUUGAUGAGGUAUACCGACUUUUAGAGGAAAAGCCAGGGGUUGAAGAAAUAUUAAUCAUGAAUCGUUCCGGUGUGCCGAUCAAAACGUCAAUGGAACGCCAAGACGCACUUCAACAUGCCUGUCUUUAUGAGAAUUCGCGUGAAAAGUGUCAGGCAUUUCUAUCAAAAAUGGAGCCACCACAGCUCCUGACCAUGCUGCGAGUCCGUACCAGAUUCCACGAGGUCCUGCUAACACCUGAUGGCAAGAUAACCGUUUUGGUAGUGCAAAAUCCAAAGGAUACACAUCUUAAGCCCAAGCGUACCAAGAGUUAUAUUGAUGAGGUAUACCGACUUUUAGAGGAAAAGCCAGGGGUUGAAGAAAUAUUAAUCAUGAAUCGUUCCGGUGUGCCGAUCAAAACGUCAAUGGAACGCCAAGACGCACUUCAACAUGCCUGUCUUUAUGAGAAUUCGCGUGAAAAGUGUCAGGCAUUUCUAUCAAAAAUGGAGCCACCACAGCUCCUGACCAUGCUGCGAGUCCGUACCAGAUUCCACGAGGUCCUGCUAACACCUGAUGGCAAGAUAACCGUUUUGGUAGUGCAAAAUCCAAAGGAUACACAUCUUAAGCCCAAGCGUACCAAGAGUUAUAUUGAUGAGGUAUACCGACUUUUAGAGGAAAAGCCAGGGGUUGAAGAAAUAUUAAUCAUGAAUCGUUCCGGUGUGCCGAUCAAAACGUCAAUGGAACGCCAAGACGCACUUCAACAUGCCUGUCUUUAUGAGAAUUCGCGUGAAAAGUGUCAGGCAUUUCUAUCAAAAAUGGAGCCACCACAGCUCCUGACCAUGCUGCGAGUCCGUACCAGAUUCCACGAGGUCCUGCUAACACCUGAUGGCAAGAUAACCGUUUUGGUAGUGCAAAAUCCAAAGGAUACACAUCUUAAGCCCAAGCGUACCAAGAGUUAUAUUGAUGAGGUAUACCGACUUUUAGAGGAAAAGCCAGGGGUUGAAGAAAUAUUAAUCAUGAAUCGUUCCGGUGUGCCGAUCAAAACGUCAAUGGAACGCCAAGACGCACUUCAACAUGCCUGUCUUUAUGAGAAUUCGCGUGAAAAGUGUCAGGCAUUUCUAUCAAAAAUGGAGCCACCACAGCUCCUGACCAUGCUGCGAGUCCGUACCAGAUUCCACGAGGUCCUGCUAACACCUGAUGGCAAGAUAACCGUUUUGGUAGUGCAAAAUCCAAAGGAUACACAUCUUAAGCCCAAGCGUACCAAGAGUUAUAUUGAUGAGGUAUACCGACUUUUAGAGGAAAAGCCAGGGGUUGAAGAAAUAUUAAUCAUGAAUCGUUCCGGUGUGCCGAUCAAAACGUCAAUGGAACGCCAAGACGCACUUCAACAUGCCUGUCUUUAUGAGAAUUCGCGUGAAAAGUGUCAGGCAUUUCUAUCAAAAAUGGAGCCACCACAGCUCCUGACCAUGCUGCGAGUCCGUACCAGAUUCCACGAGGUCCUGCUAACACCUGAUGGCAAGAUAACCGUUUUGGUAGUGCAAAAUCCAAAGGAUACACAUCUUAAGCCCAAGCGUACCAAGAGUUAUAUUGAUGAGGUAUACCGACUUUUAGAGGAAAAGCCAGGGGUUGAAGAAAUAUUAAUCAUGAAUCGUUCCGGUGUGCCGAUCAAAACGUCAAUGGAACGCCAAGACGCACUUCAACAUGCCUGUCUUUAUGAGAAUUCGCGUGAAAAGUGUCAGGCAUUUCUAUCAAAAAUGGAGCCACCACAGCUCCUGACCAUGCUGCGAGUCCGUACCAGAUUCCACGAGGUCCUGCUAACACCUGAUGGCAAGAUAACCGUUUUGGUAGUGCAAAAUCCAAAGGAUACACAUCUUAAGCCCAAGCGUACCAAGAGUUAUAUUGAUGAGGUAUACCGACUUUUAGAGGAAAAGCCAGGGGUUGAAGAAAUAUUAAUCAUGAAUCGUUCCGGUGUGGCGAUCAAAUCGUCAAUGGAACGCCAAGACGCACUUCAACAUGCCUGUCUUUAUGAGAAUUCGCGUGAAAAGUGUCAGGCAUUUCUAUCAAAAAUGGAGCCACCACAGCUCCUGACCAUGUUGCGAGUCCGUACCAGAUUCCACGAGGUCCUGCUAACACCUGAUGGCAAGAUAACCGUUUUGGUAGUGCAAAAUCCAAAGGAUACACAUCUUAAGCCCAAGCGUACCAAGAGUUAUAUUGAUGAGGUAUACCGACUUUUAGAGGAAAAGCCAGGGGUUGAAGAAAUAUUAAUCAUGAAUCGUUCCGGUGUGCUGAUCAAAACGUCAAUGGAACGCCAAGACGCACUUCAACAUGCCUGUCUUUAUGAGAAUUCGCGUGAAAAGUGUCAGGCAUUUCUAUCAAAAAUGGAGCCACCACAGCUCCUGACCAUUUUGCGAGUCCGUACCAGAUUCCACGAGGUCCUGCUAACACCUGUUGGCAAGAUAACCGUUUUGGUAGUGCAAAAUCCAAAGGAUACAAAUCUUAAGGUUGAGGAUCUAACUCGUCAUUCCUCCAAUUUUUAAAAUAAUUACUCCUACAUAUAUCUACGUUGUUAGUCAUCCAACUUCUUACACUUAAAACAUUCUUCUCACUUUGUGAGCCCAAACACAACAAACUGUUGAUUUAUGUGACUACCUGAAUAUAAAUUCAAUCAAAUAAGUAAUAAAUAGUC